Etheostoma spectabile (orangethroat darter) is the source of this 753-nucleotide messenger RNA. RefSeq names its product gamma-crystallin M3. Lineage: Eukaryota; Metazoa; Chordata; Actinopteri; Perciformes; Percidae. Gene Ontology annotation, biological process: lens development in camera-type eye; visual perception. Gene Ontology annotation, molecular function: structural constituent of eye lens. The transcript is spliced from 3 exons. The coding region runs from base 167 to 709 and encodes 180 amino acids. The record is from RefSeq and is a predicted model, not a curated record.
AUACAGUGAAGUCUGCCACCCUAUAGUGCUGCACUCUGCCACAAUAUAGAGUGAUGAGUCAAAGCUUUCAGCACAAGCCAUGUGGAAAUACUACGGCUGUGCGAUGUAUAAAAAGGGAAAAGGGUCGAUGUUGAAGCAGUGCAUCUGAAAUUAGCUCACAAAGAUCAUGGCCAUGGGGAGGAUCAUAUUCUAUGAGGACCGGAACUUCCAGGGUCGCUCCUACGAGACCAGCAGUGACUGCCCCGAGCUCACCUCCUACCUGAGCAGGUGUAACUCCUGCAGGGUGGAGAGUGGCCUCUUCAUGGUCUACGAGAAGCCCAAUUUCAUGGGCCAUCAGAUGCUGGUGAGGAGGGGCGAAUACCCAGACAACCAGCGCCUGAUGGGAAUGAGUAUGAGUGACUGCAUCAGGUCCAGUCGCAUGAUCCCCAUGCACAGGGGACCCUUCCGAAUGAGGAUCUAUGAAAAGGAGAACUUCGGAGGCCAGAUGCACGAGCUGACGGACGACUGUGACAACAUGAUGGAUCGUUUCCGGAUGUCUGACUGCCAGUCCUGCAACGUGAUAGACGGCCACUGGCUGAUGUUCGAGCAGCCCAACUACAGAGGCAAGAUGCUGUACCUGAGGCCAGGAGAGUACAGGAACCUCAGGGAGAUGGCGAUGAGCAACAUGACGAGGUUCAGCUCCAUCCGGCGCAUCAUGGACUCCUGUUAACUCCACAUGUACUGGGAGGAAAAAUAAAACAUGCUGAAAUCCAA